Messenger RNA from Daphnia carinata, 1754 nucleotides. RefSeq lists its product as uncharacterized. The annotation marks the transcript as partial. The transcript has 5 exons. Lineage: Eukaryota; Metazoa; Arthropoda; Branchiopoda; Diplostraca; Daphniidae. The record is from RefSeq and is a predicted model, not a curated record.
UGUGUUUUUUUUAAGUGUUACCUGAUAAAAAAAAUUUUGAUUUUCAAUGUGAUGGUGCACACUUCAGAAGCAACCUCAGCGUAGUAUUUUAAACUGCGUCAUCCCGUGCGCAACUGGAACAUUUGGGCCUUUUAACCCUUUCAACACGAUUUCUCAUUUCUCCGUGUUGUUCGGCUUAGCAUUUCCUUCGUUACGCAUGAAACCAGUGUUUAAGUUUUAUUGGCAUUAUAACAUUAGCCGAUACUAUGGAAGGCAUUGACGAUAAGUGUUUCUUUGAUGGACAGCCUUGGUUGAUGCUGAUGGCUGGAAGCAAGCUAUAGCCUUCCUCAAGAACUUGCGUGUUCUUGGCUAUAAGCUAUAAUUUGCCAAACGCCAGGAGGAACUUGCGCUGGUAGCUACUCUACAAGGUUAUAUACUAAAUUAUUCGCAUUUUUGGUUUUCUUUGCUGACAUUGCCACUCCACUUCAGAUAUACGGAGACUGCAGGCAGAGUGAAAUAUAUUCAAAGUUGAGCUACGUCAUUGGCUUUUUCUAAUUCGUGCAUUGAAAUCUCAUUUGAAACGUUUGUGAAAAACUGUGACAGUCGUUCAUAGCGAGUGUCAGUUUCCGUCUCAGUAAUCACUAUUGAAUAUUGGUGUCCAAGUUUCAGUUGGCCAGAGUGAGAAUCGUGAACAGGAAAUUUAAACAAGGUGUAAUGGGAAGUGUGUUGUUACUCCCACUGGCAUUUUCACUCACGCUCAGUGUGAUUUUCUUUUGUGCCAACUUCUCAACGAUGUGGCUCGAUGGCGAUAAGACGACCCAAACACCAUGCCUGCCAUGAAUCAAGCAAAUCUGCAGAUAUUCUAUCGAUCGUUUUUAGAUGACACACUACCGCCGUGCAAUAAUGGCUUCCUCGACAAGAAAAAUUACCUCAAUCCACCCUGCCACGCAAAAUCGUUUGAAAUUGGGGACACUGUCAAAUGCAUCGAUAGACUUUUUGUACCGAACGCUAGCCAAAGAAAUAUUGAGGAACAGUCUAUGCCAUAUCUUGUGCACUUUAUUUUCGUUGGUGACUCCACAAUACGUCAACAUUUCUACAACUUCCUUAAGUUCCUGCCGGACUACGACCUCGAAUACGAUCUACCGAUCGGUUCGAAACGCGGAAAAAUUCACACGGACGCGAAUGUAACGAGCCGCAUAUUAAAUUUCCGCGCUUCUUUUCAUUGGGAACCGGGAUUUUCAAACAGGACGAACGAGAUUUUUUCGCAAUGGACGUCCAAAGACGAUGUUGUCAAAGUAAUAGUUAUCGGUAUGUCCUUACAUCACAUCAUGCACCUGCAAGAAGACAAGUCUCAAUAUUCAAAGUUUAAGACAGGAUUGACUGAUCUCAUGCCAAUUCUGGAACGUGUCGCUAAACAUAACAAAGUUAUUUGGGUAAAGCAGUACACCGCCAUCGACAAUCCUUUUAUAUCCAGAAUCUUUUACAAUCACAUGAGCAACUUGGUUCAGAUCAGGCCAUCCAUUUAUCAGUUCAAUUCAUUGAUUGACAACAUCUUAAGGGACAGUGGGAUCACCCUGUGGAAUAAAGGUGAUUGGAUCGUUGAUGGAUACAUCCGUAGUUAUUUCAUCCUACCACGUUACGAUCUUGAAUUUACGGGAAAGGCUCUGGUCUCUCCGAUAUCACCUACGUCCUUGGCGAACCUCUUUCUAAUUUCGCUUUCUUUAACUAUCUCUAUAACGGAACUUAACGCAUCCUUUCGACCUCCAAAACAACUG